AUGUAGCUCACAUCGAGCACGCAGAACUUCGCUCGGCACAUCGGACACGUGCACUUCUGUUCCAGCCAAAUGGCACGAUCGACGUCCGUUUGGCGGGCGGCAAACCACCGGGCUAGGCACUCCACACACCACAUUGGGCGACAGUAGCAGUUGGAGCAGGAGGCCUCGUUCGUCAGGGGAGCGCCAUUGCGGUCCACAUCGGCGCAUUGCUUGUUGAUUUUAAUGUUUGGAUCGAUCAGCAUGCAUGCGAAGCAUUUUUCCGUUGAGGGCUCCGCUGGGAAGACGGGAUUGAGGGCGACUUGGGCCUUAAACACAUCUACAAAGCGGUCGAUCACGUUGCGAUGGAACUGUAUGUUGGAAGGUAUGGCAAUGGGUCGCCUCAGUCGAUCCUCCAAAUUUCUGAAUUCCAAUGCAUUGAUUCGGAUGUGAAAAUCGGCCACGCCUUGCCGCAUGGGCCGCACUAUGAUGCUGAUCAUCUGCAGAGUGUCAUUCUGAUCCUGAUGUGUUAUAUUGUAGGUCUCCGCCUGUAUGGAGAGAAGAUUAAUAAGCGAUCGAGGGAAAAAUCAUCUAUAGCUGGAGCUAUAGCUAUAGACCUAUAGCUGGCAAUACCUUUGCCACACUGAGAGCCGUAUUGGUUUGGUGCGCAAAGUGAACAUUGUACAUGGUUGUCUUGAUUAUCCAGUUCUCCGUUGCUAUCACAGUGCUGAUGGAGUUAAGUUUCUUUUUAUAAAUUUCCGGACGACGGAACUCGGUGCUAAUGUCGCUGGCGACGGCACUAUAGGUACUCGGCGUGUUUGAGUAUUUGGAGAGGGCUUUGUUUAUUGGAUGCCGCCGCCAAUUCUGCUGGUGCCAGUUAAAUAUCAGGGAGGGAACUGCUAGCACGGCAAGAACGCUAAAACGCUGUGCCGUCUUCCACGUGAGCGUCUUGAACGCCACUGCUUCCUGGGGCAUUGGAAAAUCUGGGUCAAGCUCAGAGUGUUCGAGCGGCUCUUGCGUGGCAAAAACGGAGAACUUCAGCCUAUGGAUUAGAAAGUAUGCAAACGGCAGGCACGAGUGCACAAAGAGAUUGAGCGAAGUGCGUCGCAGAUGAUAUCCUACGAAGUCCAUCGAUUCUUGCCCAAGAAACCGCGAGAACAACUGCUCGAUGGUGAAGCCAAGCCGCUGAAAUUCCUCCGGUGGAUAAAUUAUGACCAUGCAUAGCAAAAAGUAGAACAGAUUAAAGAGCAGUUCCGAUUCGUCCAUGUUUCGAAUAAUAUUGCUGGAUUCAACACAACCAGACUCGCCCGGACUAACUCAAAAUAUUAAAUUUUAAAACUUGAUUGGAAAGACAAUAAUAGAUUUAUUGUAAAUUUGCUGAAAAUUUGUAAAUAAAUAAAAAAAUACCGUCUGACACUCAGAAAUAUACCGCAACAUACCAAAUUGAUGAAUAUACUAUAUAAUAUACCGAUAUAUAUACCGUCAAUCAUGAAUGAUUUACUGAAGAGAAAUUAAACCAAAAAUGGAUCCUGCAGAAGAUUGGAAAUCUCUAUAAUUCGUGUUUAUCAGUGUUCAAUCAGUGGUCAAAGUAAUUAAAGCACUUAAACUCUAUCAUGCGUAAAUGGAUAUAGCAUAAAAUAACACGUUGGUGUCAUUCAAAUGGUAUUUUUCCAUCAAGACCAGGAACGAUGCGGUGCCAGCUGAUGAUCUGUGCGGCCAUCGGAUUAUUCCUAGCAUUCAACAUCAAUGUUAACGAUGCCGUCAUCUUCAAGUUUACGAACGCCGUGUGUGAAAGUUACAAUCAGUCCUGGUUCGUGUUCCACUACUGUCGUCUGAAGGCCGUCAGUCGAAGCAAAGUGCUCUUCAAUAUGAAUGGGACGAUUUUACAUCCGGCCAAUAAUAUAAAAAUUCAUAUGCGGGUUUUUAAAAAGGCUAAUGGCUAUAAGCCUUGGCUUUUCGAUGUUACAUGCGAUGCCUGUAUGCAUUUGCGAAGGCGAAAUACCCCCCUCCUGUCGAUAGUCUACGGGCUCUUCAAACAGUAUACCAACAUCAAUCACACAUGCCCCUAUGUGGGUCCACAGAUUAUUUCAGAUUUUUAUCUAAAACCCGAGCUACUGCGUCUUCCCAUGCCAACGGGAGAUUAUAUGUUGUCGAUGCAGUGGAUCUUCGAUAAUAAGCUACAGUUUGAUACGAACAUCAGUUUUACGUUCAUAGAGGACCUCCUGAAGAGCAAAUAGUGGAGGCCUGCAGCCUGCAGACCCCUGAGAAUCUACAGAAAAUUGACAUAGAACAGUAGAAAAUUUUAAAUGAAAGCAAUUAUUGUACAG
Drosophila obscura is the source of this 2303-nucleotide messenger RNA. RefSeq lists its product as uncharacterized. Bases 1665 to 2213 code for a protein of 182 amino acids. The record is from RefSeq and is a predicted model, not a curated record. The transcript has 4 exons. Lineage: Eukaryota; Metazoa; Arthropoda; Insecta; Diptera; Drosophilidae.